CGCGCGUCGACGGUUUCUGCUGCACGCGCCGUUAAUGUGCGUUGUGCUGCAGCAUCUGGAAGCUUCUGGAUCAGCGAUGGUGUCUUUAUAAUUUCUGCGCGGAGAUCACGCACAUUAUUAUUAAUACCGCUGCGAAACCUCUUGACACACAUCCUUACAACGUCUACUUCUAAACUUUGGCACACAGCAUUUCCAAAGAUGGCAGAAGGCAGGGGUAACAGGCAACACCCCCGUAAUUUGCAAGGUGUGCUUCAGAUGGCAGUGGAGGCCGGCUCUGCUUCGGACGGUCCGGCUCCACCAGAACCCAUGACUCAAGAGAGGUUGGAGUUUCUGAGAGGAGCUCUAGCAGAAGUGUGUAAAGGACAGAUGGAUGAGGUCGAGCAGAUGAAACAGUGUUUGGACGUGCUGAAUAGAGAUGAACGCAGGGAGGGAGAGGAGGAGGAGGAAGAGGAGGAUGAGCGAGAGGAAGCCCUGGAAAUGCUUUCUGAGCUCUGUGAGAACCUUGACAAUGCGAGAGAUCUGAUGAAGCUGGGCGGUCUGGAUUUGUGUAUGUCCCGGGCUCUCUGUCACUCCGAGGCGGGCAUUCGCUGGAGAGCGGCUCAGCUCAUCGCCAGCUGUGCCCAGAAUAUGCCCGAGGUGCAGUUCUACCUGCUCAACCAGGGGGCGCUCCUGACACUCCUGCAACUCACAGAUCACGACGCAAACAGCACAGUUAGAGUUAAAGCACUCUACGCCGUGUCCUGUUUAGUCCGGGAACAGGAUGUAGGUCUGCGGGACUUCCUGUCACAUGAUGGUUUUUCAGUGCUGAUGAGGGGGAUGCAGUCAGACAGUGAGAAACUGAGAACUAAAUCUGCUUUCCUUCUCCUCAACCUUCUGUCCAGUCACCCAGAACACAAAGAUACGGUGUUGUCUAUGGGGAUGGUUCAGCAGCUGGUGUCAGUUCUUCGGUCCCCUCAUUCCUCUGUACAUGAACAUGUACUUGGUGCCCUCUGCUGUCUGGUUGAGGACUCUCCCCGUGGUGUGAGUGAUUGCAGAGAUCCAUCGCUGGGCUUGGAGGAACUGCUCAACCAGCGAGUGCAGGACCUAAGGGGACAAGAGGAGAGCCAGGAGGAGCUGGAGUUUUGUGAGCGUUUACGAGUGGCUUGUUUCCAAGGGCAACCCCUGGAGGACAGUGGAAUGGAUCGCUGAGCUCUUUACCGGUGAUUUCAUUGGAAGGCAAAGAAAGAAAGAAGCAAGCCGUGUUUGUAUCCC
Messenger RNA from Rhinichthys klamathensis goyatoka, 1251 nucleotides. It is a transcript of the gene hspbp1, whose product is annotated as HSPA (heat shock 70kDa) binding protein, cytoplasmic cochaperone 1. NCBI's taxonomy places the organism in Eukaryota, Metazoa, Chordata, Actinopteri, Cypriniformes, Leuciscidae. The record is from RefSeq and is a predicted model, not a curated record. Gene Ontology annotation, molecular function: protein binding. The transcript has 8 exons. The coding region runs from base 199 to 1188 and encodes 329 amino acids.